UAUGGAGAAUCAAAAACCACACGCAUAGAGCCCGUCUUCCUCCUCCUUCUUCUUCUCUUCCUCUCUAUUUUUCACUGGAACUUCGUCCGCCGACUCUCUAUUUUUCAUUUCUAUUUUCUCAGUUUUUGAAAUCUAAAAAGGAAAAAAAAGAGGGCGGAGGUGUUUUACUCGCACCAGCUCCUAGCGCGCAAAGCUCCUCUCUGCUAGAAAUGGUUUCUUGAAUUUGAUUGCGGUUUUCUCCUGUACUUGGUUAUGAACUCGAAUUGUUCUCGUCUCUGCAAUUUAUCUCUUAUUUUCGAGUGUUUCUUCAGAUUUGCUCUGUUUUUGUACUGGUACUGUGGUUUUGUAUGAGCUAACGUACAUAUGUGAAUCCUGAUCUUCAUUUUUAUUUUCGUCAAUCAUGAUUAAGUGAUUUUGCAGUUUUCUAGUUUGUAAAACAUUCUCUGUUUGGUUUUCUUUCUGAAAAUAGAAUGAAAAUAGGAUGCAAAUAGCGAAUCCUGCAAUACGCUUUGAUCAAUUCGAUUUUGGUAAUUUACUUUGUUUGAAUUUUUUCAGGAGUUAGAUCUAUAACUGCAUUUUGUUUAUAUACUUUUAUGAAGGAUGGCAACUAUGAUGCACGCGAAGAUCAAUUCGAGAAAGUUAGACAAGUUGAACAUCAUCAAAAUCUGGUAACCAUUUUUCUCUGCACAAUCAAUUCAACGAACUCAGAUUUUGCCCUUUUGGUGGCCUUUUUUUCAGCGAAGAGAUUCUGAAUCCCACCGUUCCUAUGGUUCUUAGGCUCUCUGGAAUUCUUAUGGGAUGGAGUGGUGAUUGUCUAGGAGAGAAAAGUGAAACUCCUUUAAGGUAAAUAAAAUUUCAUCCUGUUA
This is a messenger RNA of Rubroshorea leprosula, 866 nucleotides long. Lineage: Eukaryota; Viridiplantae; Streptophyta; Magnoliopsida; Malvales; Dipterocarpaceae. The record is from the annotation of a GenBank genome assembly.